AUGGCUCACAGGCCGAACGUGAAGCGCGAUGAAGGCUCCAGGAGGCAGAAACACCACCGGAAGGCGACCCAGAGCAGCGGCAUCCAGCCUUCGCGGUCUAGCAAGAAAAGCGCUGACAAGCCGGGAGUGUCCAGAACGUCGUCCAAACUGAGUAUCUCGAAGGACAUGAAGGACUCCAAGGACCCCAUCAAUGUCGAGGUCACUACUGGAACCAUGCGAGAGAGCAGCACUUCCCGUGGUUCGUCGCACAAGGCAAACUUGCACAGCGCCAUCGUGUUGUUCGUGGCAGCACUCGCCGUCGCCGGUUGCGUGCUGCUUUUCGCCCGGUGGCUGACCUACGAGCCCAUCGUGGCCCUGUGCGAAACUGCUGGUUGCGAGAAACACGUCAAGGAGCUGAAGGCCGCCAUGGACACCAGCGUCGAUCCGUGCACCGACUUCUACAGCUUCACGUGCGGUUCCUGGAAACCCAUGGGCAACGAGAAGUCCUUGUUAGCUCGCGUCUUCGCCUCGUCGGCCGCCAUAGCGAUGGAGGAGAUGCAGGGGGAUCCGCAGCAGUCUAUCGUUCCAGCAGCGCCCCUGUUCUACCAGAGCUGCGUCGGGGCUCGUAUCGAGAUCGACAGCGAGCUGAAGAUCUUCAAGGACUUCAAACAAGACAUGGGCCUCAUGUGGCCCGAGAAGACUCAGAACGAUGCGACCAAUCCGUUGACGCUGCUUCUCAACCUGAGCAUCAACUGGAACUUCCACAUGUUCUUCAACCUGCGAGCCAUGCCCGUGUACCGAAAGAGGAGCCAGACGCUGUACAUGAGGCGCGGCUUAAUGACGCCCAAGUGGCAGGACCUGAGCGAACCGCGCAAGUGGACGGCGAACGUCAGGGAGCACUGCAGACUUCUGAAGGCCAACCUGCCGGACAGCGGCUACGCGGAACUGGAGGACGUGGUCAAAGACCUCAUGAACGCUGCCAUCAGCGUUCCGCCGGAUGCCACCAACGACACGAAGUUCGUGUUGAAGGACAUCGAGCACUUCACAAAGCCCGCUUCGAACUGGUGGCGGGACCAGCUGAACGCGCUCCACGGGCCUCAGUUCGCGUGGACGCUGAACAGUCCGGUGGCCCUCGAGGACCCCACCAUCCUCCAGAAACUCGAUCGCCUGGUGAAUAACUACAAGGAAAAGAAGGCGUCUCUACUCACCGGGUUCGCGUGGGUGUUUGUCCGUCAGAACUUGUGGCUGAUCGCCGGAAAGCCGGAACUGAUCCACGAGGGCGCCAACGCCGCUGUGCUCGAGAUGACCAUGAAGAGGGCCUGCCUCAACCACGUGCAGUCGUACUUCGGCCUCCUCAUCUCGGCCAAACACAUAUACGCGCGCUACAACGCCACCGUCCGCGGCGAACUGCAACGUUUCUACGACAUGAUCAAGUCGGAAGUGAAGAAGAGUAUCCGCGACAGUUACUGGAUCGACACGAUCGUCAAGGAUAAGACGUAUGCCAAGCUGGACGAACUUAGCUUCAACGCGAUGCCCGACGACCGCUUCUUCUCGAAGAUCGACCUGGCCCAGCUGUACAAGGACUUCCCCAGGAUCCGCGCUCCCUUUGUGGAGAAUUUCAUCGCCAUAGCCAAGGCGUACCGCAAGGUCAUCGGCGACGACAGCUUCAUCAGCAUCUUCUCGAAGCGGCUCGGCGGCGGCGACGCGAGCCGCUACAAUUACUACUACAACAUCGCCUACGUGGCGCUGGGCGCAAUGGAGCCGCCGAUUCUGUACGACGACGGCACACUGGCCAUGCGGUACGCGUCGCUGGGCAUGAUGCUGGCGCAGUGCAUGGUGCGCUCGUUCGACAGCCACGGCGCGUUCGUCAACAAGGCCGGCGAGAACGAGGCCUGGUGGGGAGCGUCGGAGGACUUGCAGAAACACCUCCACUGCGACUUGUUGGACGGACAGGGCGGCCCGACUGGCGGGCCGGGCUCGCGGCGCCAGUCGGCACUGUUCCCGUUGGUGAACGGGCUGGCCGUCGCGUACGCGGCGUACCGAAGCGAAGCCGCGUUGACCUACCUCAGCCAGCACGGCGUCGACGAGUUUCGGCUGAGAGGCCUGGAGGAGUUAACCGAAGACCAGCUGUUCUUCCUGACAUACUGUUUGUCCACUUGCGCACUCAAGAGCAACGGCGACACGUGCAACGUGCCGCUGCGGCACUCGCUCAGGUUCGCCGCCGCUUUCCGCUGCUCGUCGAAAAGCAAGAUGAACCCAACGAACAAGUGCCUGUUUUUCGAUUGA
Molecule: messenger RNA, 2265 nt
Organism: Rhipicephalus sanguineus (brown dog tick)
Lineage: Eukaryota; Metazoa; Arthropoda; Arachnida; Ixodida; Ixodidae
Product: neprilysin-2
Exons: 3
Coding region: 1-2265 (754 amino acids)
Biological process (GO): protein processing
Cellular component (GO): plasma membrane
Molecular function (GO): metalloendopeptidase activity
Source: RefSeq, a predicted model, not a curated record